ACUCCACGGAAACAUAGCACAAAAUCACACCAUGCCAAACUACAAACUCAUUUACUUUAAUAUGAGGGGGAGAGCGGAAAUUAUUCGAUAUAUAUUCGCAUAUUUGGACAUAAAGUAUGAAGACCACAGAAUAGAACAAGCUGAUUGGCCUGAAGUCAAAUCAACUCUUCCAUUUGGUAAAAUCCCCAUUUUGGAAGUCGAUGGACUUAACCUUCACCAGAGCCUAGCAAUUGCAAGAUACCUGACCAAAAACACAGAUUUGGCUGGAAAAACAGAACUGGAACAGUGUCAAGUUGAUGCAAUUGUGGACACAUUGGAUGAUUUCAUGUCACGUUUUCCUUGGGCAGAGAAAAACCAAGAUAUAAAAGAUCAGAUAUUUAGUGAGCUUCUUACGUAUGAUGGACCUCAUCUUCUGCAAGAUUUGGACACAUACUUAGGGGAAAAAGAGUGGCUCAUUGGUAACUCUGUAACCUGGGCAGAUUUCUACUGGGAAAUUUGCAGUACCACACUUUUGGUCUUCAAACCUGACUUGCUGGACAUCCAUCCUAGAUUGGUAACAUUAAGGAAGAAAGUUCAAGCCCUUCCUGCCAUCGCCGACUGGAUACAACGUAGGCCCCAAACCAGGCUCUAGGUGAUAUGUGCUACCUCCAAGCUUUACU
Hyaena hyaena (striped hyena) is the source of this 659-nucleotide messenger RNA. It is a transcript of the gene HPGDS, whose product is annotated as hematopoietic prostaglandin D synthase. Gene Ontology annotation, biological process: glutathione metabolic process. The transcript has 6 exons. The coding region runs from base 32 to 631 and encodes 199 amino acids. Gene Ontology annotation, molecular function: glutathione transferase activity. NCBI's taxonomy places the organism in Eukaryota, Metazoa, Chordata, Mammalia, Carnivora, Hyaenidae. The record is from RefSeq and is a predicted model, not a curated record.